Molecule: messenger RNA, 1350 nt
Organism: Trichoderma virens Gv29-8
Lineage: Eukaryota; Fungi; Ascomycota; Sordariomycetes; Hypocreales; Hypocreaceae
Exons: 2
Coding region: 1-1350 (449 amino acids)
Biological process (GO): Golgi organization; endoplasmic reticulum organization; endoplasmic reticulum to Golgi vesicle-mediated transport
Cellular component (GO): Golgi membrane; COPII-coated ER to Golgi transport vesicle; endoplasmic reticulum membrane
Molecular function (GO): D-mannose binding
Source: RefSeq, a predicted model, not a curated record
AUGCGAUUCUCCCUGUCGCUGGCGGCCCUUUUGAGCGCCGGUGUCGCUCAAGCUCAAUUCCUCAUCAGCGAGCUCAGUUUUGGAUAUUCAGGGCGGAUAAGCUCGGCCGAUAAACCAGGCUUUAUUCCCAACUAUGUCGUCUCUGGCCAGCCCGGCGUCCCAGAGAUCCUCUCGAGCAAGGUCAUCCUGACACCCGUUGCGCCAGGCAAUGCGCGCGGCGCUAUAUGGAGCGAGAACCCUCUGGUCCAUUCCAACUGGAUUGUCGACGUCGACUUCCGUGCCAGCGGCCCCGACAGAGCGGGCGGCAACCUCAACAUCUGGCUGGCCCGCGAUGGCAAGAACCUGGGCACCCGCAGCGUCUACAAUGCUGGCCGGUUCGACGGCCUGGUGCUGGUCAUUGACUCGCACGGCGGGCAGGGCGGCAUGCUGCGCGGCUUCCUCAACGACGGAUCGACCGACUACUCGCAGCACCACAAUGUCGACAAGCUGGCCUUUGGCCACUGCCAGUACAGCUACCGCAACCUGGGCCGGCCGUCGCAGAUCAAGAUGCGCCAGACGGCUGAGAGCUUCCGGGUUCAGAUUGACGGCAAGACGUGCUUUGAGACCAACAGAAUCAGCCUGCCGAGGGGCUACCAUGUUGGUAUCACUGCUUCUACGCCAGACAGCCCCGAUUCCUUUGAAGUCUUCAAGAUGGUUGUCAUGUCGGACCAGUCCAGCCACGACGUCAAGGCCAGCGACAAUAUGAACAAUAACAACGACAACAAUAACAACAACAACAACAACGGUAAUAGCAAUAACAACAAAGACAACAACGGCGGCAACACCAAGUUCACCUACACCCGCCAGCAGCAAGUCCCCACCGGCAGCCAAGACUUCGAAGAGGUCGCCGACCAAGACGCCGAGACCUUCCAGACCUCCAAGGCGCAGUUCCAGGACCUGCACAACCGCCUCCAGGGCACCAAUCACCAGCUCGCCUCCGUCUACCGCUCCGUCUCGCGCCACCACCAGAUGGACGAGCAGCGCCACAGCGAGGUCCAGGAGCUCUUCACCGCCGUCAACGCCAAGCUCUCCCUGCUCGACCAGCUGGCCUCCUUCCAGCAGCGCAUCGUCGCGCUCGAGAACGAGGUGCGCAACAUGAACUCGGAGCUGCACGAGAAGCUGCAGGCGAAUGAGAGGGCCGUGCAUGGCGCGCUGCGGACGCACCACAUGUCGCUUACGGCCAGGGUCACGGAGAACAUCCCCGGGCAUGGAAAGCUGAUCGCCGUGAUCAUCGGGACGCAGGUUGUUUUGGUGGUCGCGUAUGUACUGUACAAGCGACGAAGAGCGAACUCGCCCAAGAAGUAUCUGUGA